Messenger RNA from Paramacrobiotus metropolitanus, 3056 nucleotides. RefSeq names its product cyclin-Y-like protein 1. The transcript is spliced from 6 exons. NCBI's taxonomy places the organism in Eukaryota, Metazoa, Tardigrada, Eutardigrada, Parachela, Macrobiotidae. Gene Ontology annotation, biological process: regulation of cyclin-dependent protein serine/threonine kinase activity; regulation of canonical Wnt signaling pathway. The coding region runs from base 1258 to 2595 and encodes 445 amino acids. Gene Ontology annotation, cellular component: plasma membrane. Gene Ontology annotation, molecular function: protein kinase binding; cyclin-dependent protein serine/threonine kinase activator activity. The record is from RefSeq and is a predicted model, not a curated record.
UGAAGUUGUUGAACCUUCCGCGUUCAACUGGUCUGACUCUUGUGAGUGAUGAUAUGAUUAGACAUAAUUUUUCGCAGUUUGAUACUAAUGUAUCUGAGCUGUUCCGUCACCGUGUGCUUUCUCCAGCCAGGCUCCAUCGCAAACUGAUGGGACGAUUAUCGCGUGAUUUCGUGUUAGGUUAAAAGUUAAGCCUGAAGAAGUUGGCACAGUUGAUGCUGUAGUUGUCGCAUCAUUCUAAUUUCUGGAUGCAAUCAUACAAUAGUAACACUCACUGUAACAGUACUAUAUCUGGAUGAGCUGGGAGAGUUUGUUUUGAUCCUGCGCUGUGGAGAGCGAUUCCCUUUGACAUUUGAAGGGAAGUAUAUUCCGGGAAAAUCGGCUGUGUUGUGACUGUUGUCCGGGGGAACAGUGGUGGUGGCAAGUUGCAACUGGGCUGAGAUUGGUUGUGGCGAGUUAUUUGUCGUGGAGUUAAUCAGUUGAUGGUCGAUCGGGGGGCCUUCAGCUGCGAGAAGAGUGCUGUGUUCGUUCCUUGCCUUGGGCUUGGGGCGAGUGCGUACGUCGCUGCGGAGUGAGAAGCGAUUGUUCAGUCCAGGCUGCAACCCAGUUGGCAGUUGGAUUGGCGUCGGAUGGGUUGUGCAGCUGGAUCAACCUGAAGGCCUGCAUCCGCAUCAGGGGCCUGCGACUCACAGUGGCGUCUGGGAGGACGCACGCUGCCCUGCACAGCACAGUCCCACCGCUUUUUACUUCUGCUAGUGCGCGUCUAAGCGUCUGCCCGCACAUACAGCCGAAGAGCGAAGGCCUUCUUUCCCAGGUGAGAACUGGGAAGAGUUUAACAAGAGGUGCGGUGCGUCUGUCGGUGAUCCGUGGCGGUUGCUGCGUGCUUCCGCUGCAGUGGUCCGCUUUGCUCUUGCCGAAGAGGUUUCAACAGGCAGCUCAACGUUUGGCUACAUCGCUGCAGUCGGACUGGAGGCGAUUGGUCCGCGUCCUGGCUGAUUAAAUCUGUGGCAAAGAAUUGUGUCCCAGUCUGCUCUUCCCUGGCGCCACACAUCCCCUACCUACCUACCGCGCGAAGCCGUUAGAUAUGCCGUCAUCCACUGAGCCAUCGCCGUUGUCAUUCCACUGACUGAUUCACGGGCGCCGUCAGGCUGUGAGCUGCUGGUUGACUGCGGGCUAUUUAUAGCAGACACGAAGCACUCUUUCCGCGGACUGAAACAGUGAUCGCGCCGAGAGACAGCGGAGUCACCGGCCAGCGCCGCCAUGGGCAACAGCGUCUCCUGCUGCAUCCCCGCCGGCUCGGCGCCCACCACGGCGGCCCCCGCGCCCGCCCACAACGGCCUCUUCAAGCGGCAGGACGGCGCGGCGGGGCACAGCAAGGCCAGCCAGAAGGUCGUCUACCACAACUACUCCCACAGCGGCGACCUCCCCGCCGACGCGGCGGCCGGCGGACGCGUCGUCCUGCGCAACAAGCAGCAGCACAGCGGCUCCAGUCAGGGCCUGGUGCUGUCCAACAGCGCCAGCCACAACCUCCUGCCCGCCGGCGCCGCCGCCCGCCUCCACUCGGAGAGCUCCUCCAACAUCCAGCACAUCAGCGAGCGCGAGCCGGAGGACGGCCUCAACGACCCCUCCAUCAAUCCGCGCCGCGGACCCAUCUUCAUGGUCCGCAGCAAGUCCGAGCUGCGCGAGUCGCGCGAGCGGAAGCGCCGCAGCCAGUGCCUGCCCUCCGGGGCGAAUGCGGGGGUCUUCCUCGAUAAAAACGGCAUGAUGGUGAUCAGCAGCCCGACAGAGCGCGAGGAGACGCCGCGCGACGACUCGCACGGGUCGCAUUCCGGCAGCACGCCGCUGCAGCGCAAGUUCAACUCCUGCUCGACCAUCUUCCUGGACGACUCGACGGUGAGCCAGCCGAACCUGCGCAGCACCAUCAAGUGCGUCUCGCUGGCCAUCUACUACCACAUCAAGAACCGCGAGAACCGCCUGGUGCGCACGCUGGACAUCUUCGAGGAGCGCCUGCACCCCCUCAGCAAGGACGAGCUGGCCACGGACUACGACCAGGUGGACCCCGACCACCGCCACGUCUACCGCUUCCUCAGGACGCUGUUCAACGCGGCGCAGCUGACGGCCGAGUGCGCCAUCGUCACCCUGGUGUACCUGGAGCGGCUGCUGACCUACGGCGAGAUGGACAUCGGCCCGUCCAACUGGAAGCGGAUGGUGCUGGGCGCGGUGCUCCUGGCCAGCAAGGUGUGGGACGACCAGGCGGUGUGGAACGUGGACUACUGCCAGAUCCUGCGCGACAUCCAGGUGGAGGACAUGAACGAGCUGGAGCGCAACUUCCUCGAGCAGCUGCAGUUCAACAUCAACGUCCCGGCCAGCGUGUACGCCAAGUACUACUUUGACCUGCGCUCGCUGGCCGACGCCAACGACCUGAGCUUCCCCGCGGAGCAGCUGAACAUUGAGCGGGCGCAGAAGCUGGAGGCGCUGUCGCGGCUGUGCGCGCAGAAGGUCUCGGACGGCUUCCUCUUCAGCAACGCCCUGCGCCGCUCCAACAGCCUCGACAACAUGGCCAACGCGCAGCGCCGCAGCGUGGCCAUCUUGUCCUGAAGAGUGACAGCAGAGAGCGCCGAUUAGAGCGCUUUAUCCUUUGGGCCGACAGCGCCAAACCCGUGAGAUGCCCGGGGCGGCCCGGCCUGGUGAUUCUUCUUCGAUUUCCCUUUCCGCCGGCUUCAGCGUUCGGUUGGGUUUUUUAGCUUUUAACCUGAUCCAAUCCAGUGGAAUCAGUAGGUAAUUUGUUUUCUAUUUCGGUUUUAUCCUUUUUUAAACAAACUCUAUGUAUCCGUUGCCCGUAUCGGACCUGCUAUUGCAGCUUGAGCAUUCUGUGUUUCUACUGUUAUGUUGUUCGUGUACUGUACGUUUCGCGCUGGUUGACACGGGGCGGACUGUUUUGGGGAUGCUCCACACUCGGAUGUCCGCAACUGCCGGGCUCUGAUCGUGAUUCGGUGCUUUGUGGGGAUGUUUGCGUUUUGUGAUACGCAUGUCAGUCAUGAAUCAAACCAAUCCAGCUC